Molecule: messenger RNA, 1107 nt
Organism: Strongyloides ratti
Lineage: Eukaryota; Metazoa; Nematoda; Chromadorea; Rhabditida; Strongyloididae
Exons: 5
Coding region: 1-1107 (368 amino acids)
Source: RefSeq, a predicted model, not a curated record
AUGAAAUCAUUUAUAGGUGUUAUUUUAUUAUCUUAUGUAUUUCUAUUAAUCUAUUCAAAAGAUAUUGUUAGUGUUUAUGAUAGUGGUUUUGGUAAUGGUUAUGGUUUUGGUAAUGGUAAUGGUUUUGGUAAUGGUAAUGGUUUUGAUUAUGAACGAUAUGAUACAAAUAAUGAUACAGCUUACAAAGCAGCAAACUUUUGUCUUGGAUAUUAUAAUAAACAAUAUAAUGUAUCAUAUAAACUUACUGAUAUAAAAUUUGCUAUAAAUGAAACACUCGAAUCUAAUUCAAAUAUUAAUUUAAUGUUAAUAGCAAAAAAUAAUAGUAAAGGCGAUUAUGAGUUUCAAGCUAUUUACAAAACUGGUAAUAAUAGUAAACCAGUAUGCAAUAUCGUAAACAAUGGUCCAUUUGAGGACAUUAUACUUCCUUCACAACCUUCAAAUGGCACUAUUGGAACUAUCAAACCGGCUACAACAACCAAAAGACCAACCAGAACAACAACCAAAAAACCAAGCAAAAAAACAACCCAAAAAUCAACCAAAAAACCAUCCCAAAAACCAAACAAAAAACCAAACAAAAAACCAUCCAAAAAGACAACCAAAAAACCGAAAGGAAAAGGUAAAGGUAAAGGAAAAGAAGAUAGUAGUGAUAAUUAUGAUGAUUAUAUUACAAAUAAUGAAACAGCUUACAAAGCAGCAAACUUUUGUCUUGAAUAUUAUAAUAAACAAAAUAAUGAAUCAUAUAUACUUACUAAUGUAACAGUAGCUAUUAAUGAGACACUUGAUUCUAAUUCAGAUAUUAAUUUAAUGUUCAAGGGAAACGAAACAAAUAGUGGAAAAGAACAAGAUUUUCAAGGUAUUUACAAACCUGGAACUAAUGGUGUGCCAAAAUGCGAUGUUGUAGUUCUUGAAAAAUCUAAGGUCGAUAUUGCAACAACUCUUCCACAAGUUUCAACUACCAUUUGUACAACUAUCAAACCGGUUCAAACAACCAAAAAAUUAUCCAAAAAGACAACCAAAAAAGCGAAAGGAAAAGGGAAAGGAAAAGGAAGAAAAAACAAAAAAGGAAAAAAAAAGAAUAAGAAAAAUAAAAAAAAUUCGAAAAAUUAA